This is a messenger RNA of Cetraspora pellucida, 1140 nucleotides long. The record is from the annotation of a GenBank genome assembly. NCBI's taxonomy places the organism in Eukaryota, Fungi, Glomeromycota, Glomeromycetes, Diversisporales, Gigasporaceae.
AUGUCGUGGUCUAGAUCUCUCGCAAUUGUUUGCAUUUGUUUUUUCCUAUUUUCAACACAUACUUUCGCUUUCUACCUACCUGGAGUUGCACCUCAUGAUUACUCGGAUGGUGAAGAUGUAAAGGUGUAUGUCAACUCGCUCACUCCGUUGAUGGGAAGUCAACAGCUCAAAUCCUUGAUUCCAUAUGACUAUUAUUACAAACCUUUCCACUUUUGUGCACCAGACAACCCACAGAGUCAAUCGGAAUCCUUGGGCAGUAUUUUGUUUGGUGACCGUAUUUUUGACUCAUUAUAUAAGCUUAAAAUGCUUAAACAAAAUGGGACCUGUCAAUACCUUUGUAGCGCAACAGUUCCUGGUGAAGAUGCUGCAUUCAUCAAUGCGCGAAUUAGAGAGAAUUAUGCGAUUAAUUGGCUUAUAGAUGGACUUCCUGCUGCUAGCAAAAAAUUAGACGUGAAAGCUAAAACGAUAUUCAAUAGCAUUGGAUUCGAAUUAGGUGAUUCAACGGCUUCUUUCAAUAAUCCCCCAUUGCACAAUCAUUACGAUAUCGAAAUUCAGUAUCAUAAACAAGAAAGUCAACUUAAACAUCGUGUCGUUGGUGUGAUCGUUACCCCUACCAGCAAUAAAUAUGACUCGGAAGACACUGCAAAAACUUGUACUACUACUAGUGAACGUUUAAUUUUGGAUGAGAAGAAAGAAAAUACUGUGCAUUACACUUAUAGAGUCGUGUGGACACCUUCAAAAAUAGCUUGGGCGACACGUUGGGAUAAUUAUUUACAUACUUUUGAUCCAAGGAUUCAUUGGUUUAGUUUGGUCAAUUCCAUCGUAAUUGUAUUGUUCUUGACGGGUAUGGUGGCUAUGAUAUUGCUUCGCGCAUUGCACAAAGAUAUAUCUCGGUAUAACCAAUUAGAAGCGCAAGAAGAUGUACAAGAAGAUUUUGGUUGGAAAUUAGUUCAUGGAGAUGUAUUUCGCACGCCGGCAAAUGUUAUGUUGUUGUCUGUUUUAUUGGGAAAUGGCUCUCAACUAUUUUGCAUGACAACUGUCACUCUUUCAGGAUAUGUUUCCGCACGUAUUUAUAAGAUGUUUGGUGGUGAUGCUUGGAAGAAAAAUGUUUUCUUGACUGCAUUUUUAUUCCCUUCGUGA